This is a messenger RNA of Pipistrellus kuhlii (Kuhl's pipistrelle), 1633 nucleotides long. RefSeq names its product sperm acrosome associated 4 (gene SPACA4). The transcript has a single exon. Bases 616 to 1014 code for a protein of 132 amino acids. Lineage: Eukaryota; Metazoa; Chordata; Mammalia; Chiroptera; Vespertilionidae. The record is from RefSeq and is a predicted model, not a curated record.
UCAUCAUUGUUGUUUCUGUCUCUCUCUCUCCUUCUCCCUUCCUCUCUGAAAUCAACAAAAAUAACAUUUUAAACCCUGGUCUUGCACACAGCAGGCGCCCAAUAAGUGCCCUCUUUGGGUUUAAAUAAACCUGGGCUCCAAUCCUGGCUCUAGGGCCUUGGACCCGUCACAUGCUCCUCCUGGCCAUCUGAGGAAAGGCUGGCACGGGCACUCGGCGGGCGCGGCACCCGGCAGAGCCGACGACGGCCGAGUGGCCGGGCCGGCAAAGGCUGGGCCAAGCGUUCUCACCUUGGGGGGUGGCUGUGACCUCACUCCCCGGCUGGUCUGCAGGCCCACCCGCCCCUCCGAUUGUGACACCCUCCCCCACCCAGGGCCUGGCCCCCAGAGGGGCCAGCGGAACCCUACGGGGUCUGUGAGGUCUCCCCAUUCCGCUCCACAAAGACCCACUGGGCAGCAGCCGCCGGCUGGGCUCUGUGCCGGGAAAGCUUCUGAGACCCCGGGGCUCCAGACGUGGUCACGGCCACACUCCUGAGAGGGACGCGGAGGGUUGGGACCCGAGGGCGCGCCAGCUGCCGGCCCCGGGAGGCCGGGACGGGGGGUGCCCGUCCCGUGGACAUGUGGGGGCCCCCGGGCAGCGCGCUCAGCGGCCUCCUGCUCCUGCUGCUGGCCCUGCCCCCGGGCGCGGGCGGCGCCAAGGACUGCAUGUACUGUGAGCUCACGGACACGGCCGACUGCCCCGGCAUCCCCAUGGCCUGCGGGGACAACGAGGAGUGCUUCGUGGGCCAGGGCACCGCCCAGGACCUCGGCCCCGUCACCAGCAAGGGCUGUGUGGACGCCAGCGAGUGCGGCCGCCAGGAGCCCGUCACCUACCAGGGCGUCACCUACAGCCUCACCUCCAGGUGCUGCGACGGCGACCUGUGCAACGGGGGCCCCCCCACCCCCGCGGGCGGCCUGCGGGCGGGCGCCGCGGCCGGCCUGGCGCUGGGCGCGCCGUGGCUGCUCCAGGGGCCGUGAGGGGCGCGGAGGGCAGGGCCCGGGGCCGGUCUCGGGCUCUGCUGCUCCUGUGCCCUCCCUCCUCCCCCCCUGUGCCCCCAUCCGAGGCCAGGGGCCCUGGACAAACGCCCGUGGCCCUGGCUCCAUCCGAUCGAGACUGUCCCCCGGGACCCAGGGCCCCGUCGGCGGGAGCCUGGCUGCCGGUGGGACCGCGCCCCGGGCCUGGCUGCCACAUUGUGCUCGUGGGUUCUAAGACGCGAUAGCGCGUCACAGUUUGAGCAGGACGCUUCCUCUCACGGUGGUCCCUUCGCGUCCAUGAAAUCCGGUAAAAAAUUGUAUUAAUAAACAACCGCUGAUUCAUUAAUAAACAACCGCUGUUGUGUACGAAGCCCCGUUCCGUGCCGGGGUGCCUUCUCCCACCGAGUCUGGUGUGGAGCCGGGAAGCAGGUUCCGGCUGUGGCAUCCCAGCCCUGGCCCCGUGGUUCUCUGGGUGUGGUCCCCGGACCGCCUGGAACUCGUGGGCAGUGCCAAUCCUCGGGCCCCCGCCCGGGCCGGCUGGACGGGGGUGGGGCCCAGAAACCCGGGUGGUAGCAGGUCCUCCGGGUCAGGCUUGCAGUAUGAUCAAGGCUACACACCGGGG